AUGGCCUCAGGGAACGACGGUGACCCGCCGAGGGCCCAGGGACGCCGGGGAAGCAAUGGGCGCCGGCUGUCGCAAGAGCUCAAUUCAGAAGACCAGGUGGCAGAGGAGACGGAGGAGGUGUUUCGGAGCUAUGCCUUCUACCGCUACCAACAGGAGAGAGAGGAGAGAGGGGAGGAAGUGCCCAUGGACGCAGAGAUUGAGGAGAUCCAGCAGGAGGUGGGCAGCACCGGGAGCCUGGUGGGAAGGCGCCUGGCCAUCAUUGGUGACGACAUUAACGAGCGGUACGACGCGGAGUUUCGCUACAUGCUGAAAUCCUUGCAGCCCACCAAGGAUAAUGCCUACGAGUACUUCACCAGGAUAGCCUCCAGCUUGUUCGAGAGCGGCAUUAACUGGGGCCGGGUGAUUGCGCUGCUGGGCUUCGGGUACCACAUGGCCAUCCACGUCUGCCAGCACGGCAUGCCAGGCUUCUUCCGCCGGAUCGCCCACUACGUCGCGGAGUUCAUGCUCCGGAACCGCAUCGCCCAGUGGAUCGCCCAGCAG
Balearica regulorum gibbericeps (East African grey crowned-crane) is the source of this 540-nucleotide messenger RNA. The record is from RefSeq and is a predicted model, not a curated record. NCBI's taxonomy places the organism in Eukaryota, Metazoa, Chordata, Aves, Gruiformes, Gruidae.